CAGAGGACCAGCCGCCUGGCGGCGUUGCCGUGGAGACGGAGCUGGCAGUGUGGAUGUGGCAACUCGCCUGGGCACAGCCUUUGCUGACGGUCUGCUGCAGGGGCUCACAGGACCGACGCCAAUAUGAUGCUUUCAAGGGCCAAACCCGCCGUGGGCGGCGAGUCACCGCACACCGACAAAAGAAAGAAGAAAGGUAGGAAAAUUCCAAAACUAGAGGAUCUGCUUUCGCAAAGAGAUUUCACCGGCGCCAUUACCCUAUUGGAGAAGUUCAAGCGCCAUGUUGGGGAGCAAGAAGAGGAUACUAAUUUGUGGAUUGGAUACUGUGCUUUUCACCUGGGUGACUACAAGAGCGCUUUGGAGGAAUAUGAAAAUGCAACAAAGGAGGAAAACUGCAACCCAGACAUGUGGGUAAACUUGGCCUGCACCUACUUUUUUCUUGGGUUGAAGAUGCUGGGUGCCAGCUCUCCAGACCAACUGUUGAAUUCUUUAUCAAGAACAUGGUUCUUUUUCUUUCAGCUCCAAAGAGCCGGCUGCAGAACCGCCUGCUGUUCCAUCUGGCUCACAAGCUCUCCUCCAUCUUCAUCCAGAAAGGGCAGCUUGAAUCUUUCUGCUAACAGGGAGUACCUGGCCCUCAAUGUUUACGUGGCCCUCUGCUACUACAAAUUGGAUUACUAUGAUGUGUCCCAAGAAGUCCUGGCUGUUUACCUUCAGCAAAUUCCUGAUAGUACCAUCGCACUCAACCUUAAGGCUUGCAAUCACUUUCGCCUUUACAACGGCAAAGCAGCUGAGGUAGACAUGUACACGUGUUUCUCCAUAAACUCUGGGGCCCAUGACUCGGUAGUAGUGUUUUUUAACUUUAAUUAUGCCCAAGCCAAAGCUGCUACUGGCAACACCAGUGAGGGGGAAGAGGUUUUCCUCUUGAUCCAAAGUGAGAAGCUGAAAAAUGAUUACAUCUACCUCAGUUGGUUAGCUCGCUGCUAUAUCAUGAAUAAAAAACCAAGACUAGCUUGGGAACUUUAUCUCAAGAUGGAAACUUCCGGCGAGUCCUUCAGCCUCUUACAGCUCAUUGCUAAUGACUGUUACAAGAUGGGCCAGUUCUACUAUUCAUCCAAAGCUUUUGAUGUCCUAGAGAGGCUGGAUCCCAAUCCUGAAUACUGGGAAGGCAAAAGGGGUGCCUGUGUGGGCAUUUUCCAGAUGAUUUUAGCUGGGAGAGAACCCAAAGAGACCCUCUGAGAAGUGCUGCACUUGCUCAGAAGCACAGGAAACACCCAAGUGGAGUAUAUCAUCAGGGUCAUGAAAAAGUGGGCCAAGGAGAACAGAGUGCCUAUAUAAACAGCUCUCUCAAGGGUGAUGGUACCUGUGGGAAGAUGGAGGAAUGACAGGAGAGAAAUGUAAUGCAUGCUCACAGAAAUAUCCCUGAGACAAUUCUAGCUGCUUUCCCAAAGUUAAGUGCUUCCAAGGAUGUUUGCACAUAGGUUGGCAAAGAACAAGGAUGGGUCAGGCUGGGAGAGAACUGAGGUCUGGAUGACCAGGGAUUCUCAGCAUGAGGUGGGUGAGGCAUCUGUGACCUCACAAUUGAACCCUGCCCUAGUAAUGCCAGGGUCUUACCUGAGGACAAGCCAGAGUCCAGAAGGAGGGCUUGAUUCACAGCAAGUGCAUGUGACUGGGUAAGUUUGGGCUGUUUUCUGGGAUGGACACUACCUGAAAUUAAUCAUGUGAGUGACUCACUCGGUUUGAGGCACUUCUUUAUUGAGAUCUUAAAUGGGGACAAUGAAACAUAUUUAAAAUGACCCAACAAAGUGAGGUAUUUGAAAUGUCCCAGCCUGAGGACAGCUCAUCCUAAGAAGAGCUAGAAACAGCAGGAGUCAGAAGUCUCAUACGAGUGGGACUGGCCCUUGAAGACCACAUGGAGGGAAACCCCUCCACUCACAGAGAGAGAGGCCUCGGGAUGAAGCCACACAGGUGGAUCUGCACCAGGACUCCAGCCUCUGACCUAGGUGAUAAGGACGGAGGGUUCCUGUUUGUAUGCCCACAUUAGACAAUCACAUGCAGGUUGUUCAGGGAGUGUGGGCAAAGCAUCCCUGGCACUGAUAUCUGUUCUUCCCUGAUAAUUCUGGUCCCUGGUGGUAACGAUGUUUUCAUUUAUACUAAGAUAGACAUAGACAGCUGCCAUAAUUUGGGAUCAGAAUCCAAUGUCACUGUCACAGGAAGCACCGUGGCAGUACUCUCCUUCUAAUUCUGUGUUUAUACAUGGUUUCACUUGGAUGUGUUUAGAGGAAUGUUUAGGCUCUGUGGAGGGAGAAAUAUACACAGGAUUCCUGGGAGGAGGGCAUAAUUUAACCUCACUGUGCUAUACUGGGUGCAGGGUGAUAAAGGAUAUGAGGCACAAUGUGGUUCUUUAACAGGACCUGUGCUAUAGCUGUAGAAAAAGCUGCAGUAAGUAUCUGUAAGAUGUGUGACAAAGAACUAGUGUAACAAGGACUCAGGAAGACAACACCCACAACUCACUGGAGAAAGAGGCCAUGGGAUGUUCACACCCAGCCUGUAUCACAUGAGAAGACUUCAGGCUCCAGCCUGGUGCAGAAUAAACUCUGCCAAUGGGACCAAGCCAGGGACAACCAUCAGCUAAGGCAGCCCACAGUGUCAGGACAGGUAGGGAGUGUGUCAAAAUCAUUACUGCAGGGGUCUGAAGGGACUUUCCUUCUAGACAGCAUGAUCCUGAUCUUUUGUAACUAUCGGUUGGGGCCAGCAUGGCUGAAGUCAGGGACACAAUAAGAAACACAACUACAGCCAUCUCCCUAACCUAUCUACAUUUACAUUUAAAUUAUUUGUAAAAUUUAAUGAAGAGAGGCCUCUGAAGAGAGUGUCAACUCAGUGCAUAGUCUAUGAUGUAAGGCUUGAGCCUCCAGAAUGUUAAAGAUAAUUACUGGCACCACCCACCUGUUUGUGGCAUCCCCACAGGGAGCACAUGCUUCACAGGUAGGGGUGCUUCUCAUGGGCUUCUCUAGACAUGAACCUUCCUGGCAAUCAUCUUUACAUUCGGCUCAUAGGCCCUUCCCAGAAUGGCCACAGACACUGAUGCCAUACUCUAUCCGUUUUAUUUUCAAACUUAAGCUUUUACUGAGGAGACCUGAGUUAAUAUAUUUGUGGUUUAAUCUGUAUGUAUGUCUGAGUGGAUUUUGUCAAAUUUCUUCAACUAACCACAACCUGUAUUUGUGAGAAAAGGUGACAGCUGCUGAGGCAGAGUCAGCACCUGCCUCGGGACUCCAGUUUCCAAAUGACGACAGGAAGAAGCUCUGCUGCUAUACAGAUCUCCAGAGUGACAUUCUCAGAAGUCAUUGACUGUUUCAUGGCAGGACCAGAAAUGCUGAAAAUAGACCAAGAUUUGGUCAAAGAUUUGGGCAAGCAUCGGCUGGAAAGGAUCGACUACUUCCACCCUAAUGAUAAACAGGUACCCUGACCCUGAAAUAGGCUGGACACCAAA
Molecule: messenger RNA, 3484 nt
Organism: Mesocricetus auratus (golden hamster)
Lineage: Eukaryota; Metazoa; Chordata; Mammalia; Rodentia; Cricetidae
Gene: Ift56
Product: tetratricopeptide repeat domain 26
Exons: 12
Coding region: 124-1233 (369 amino acids)
Biological process (GO): intraciliary anterograde transport; intraciliary transport involved in cilium assembly
Cellular component (GO): ciliary basal body; ciliary base; intraciliary transport particle B
Molecular function (GO): protein binding; intraciliary transport particle B binding
Source: RefSeq, a predicted model, not a curated record